Molecule: messenger RNA, 3919 nt
Organism: Prorocentrum cordatum
Lineage: Eukaryota; Dinophyceae; Prorocentrales; Prorocentraceae
Source: the annotation of a GenBank genome assembly
GCGCGGGUGCGCGCGAAAGCGCGUGUGGUAUAAUUACAUUUCAGAGUCUACGAACAACCAUGCGUGGCAUUGGAGUGGGCACGAUCGGCUGGAAUAUUUUUUCCUUGCCAACACCUGGGGCGUGUCUGCCCAGUGGCUGCGGCAAUUCACGCAACGCUUAGCCUUCCAGCGCGCGUCUUUUGACAGCGAGGCCAAGGUUUACGGGGAGGCAGCUCGUCGAGCAGGGCUCGCAGAGGUGGUCCCGUUCAGAGCAGAUUUGAAGUUGCAGAGGGCCUGGAUCGCGCGGCGCGUUAUGGCCCGUAUGUUCGAGCACGGGAACGGCCCGGGGGAGCUGAAUUUGUUGAAGACGUCGCCGGACUUGAUAAAAACCAUUUGGUCAUGGUACCCAGAGCACAUGUUCAGCCGACGAGUGCAGGGGCUCACGGACAGCGGGCGCUCCAUCAACACGAUCGUCAUAGAUGGGAAUGCGAAACUGGCCCGCCGGAUCUGCGGGCGAGCUGUUGCCGAACUGAUGUACUCCCCCUCCUUGGAGAGGUACACUGCCACGCAGUGCUCUUGCAAACCGAGAUUCAAGCUGAAGCGUUGCAGCAAGCACUUGGCUCGCGCCCUGACUGAGGAUGACGGCCCGCCGCAAAGUGAAAUCACUGUUUCGCACAAGCGCCGGCGCGUGCUGGAGACGGCCCCCAGGGCUGAACCGCACGACGUGUGCCUCGUGGCGCGGGACCAGAAAGAUAUCCCAGGAGCGCCGAGGCGCUGGGCCGCCGCGUGCCAGGUCACCCAGGGCCAACUGCAAGAGUACUGGGGCAAUGCUGGGCACCAGGCGUACAUCCCGUCGAUGUCACCCGACGCGGAUUUGCAGUCCGCGUCGUGCAGGACCCACAAAGAGGCGCAACUGGGCAGGGCCAGCCGCGGUUCGACCCCGAGCCAGUUCAGCAGAAAAUGCGGCUGGCUUUACGCCUGCACUCCAGAAGGCUACAUCGUGCAUCUGAAGGAGUACGUGGGCGCAGAGAGUCUGCAGCUCGCGUACCCCAACAUCAAGUACAUCACCGACGGACUGCGCGACAGAAACCACGUGGACCCCUGGUGCCUAGCAAAUUGUUCACCUAAGGCAGACUGCAACAAGGAGCUCGUGAAGAACAUCAAUAGCCAGAUCUGCGAGCAGCUGUUCUCGUCUCUGGGGCGCCACAAAUAUUCUGUACGCCGCAUGGGGCAGUUUACCUCGGCCUUCUUGCUAACGGAACUGGCCGAAGUGAAAAAUGAGGCCUGGCUGGCCGAGCAGGCGCGCGCGGCCCGCGCGGCCGCGAGUGCGGGGCAGCCGCGGAGCGAGUGCGCGGUCGGGGCAGCCGAGGGGAAUGACAAUUGCCCGAGCAGAACCCGCGCGAGCGCACUCCUAGGGGCCCACCACCUGGUCCUCGCAGACAGUUGGCUCGAGUGGGAUACCGACUGGGCCCCGACGCGCGGCGGGGGGGCGAUGCAGCAGCUCCGAGAUGAGAUGCGCGCCGUGUGGGACAUCGUCGACAAGGAGUACGACUCCAGGGUCGACUUGGGCCACAAGGCAUCGCAAGCGAUUCUCACUCUAGCCACCCGGGCGUCACAUCACGAGUUCCCGUUCGGAAUGGGAAUCCUCGCCCACCUGUGUGCUUGCACCAACGGUGCACUGACCAACAUAUUCCCUGGUGACCCAAGCCCGGUAGUCUUGCCGGUCGUCAACAUCAAUUACCCGCAGACUCGGAAGAGCUCCACGCACCGGGCGGACCUCGUCGUGGGGCGCGCAAUUGACGACCACGUGCUGGCGACUGCGAGCGCCUUGGCCACGGGGGGCAGGCCCUGGCGCGGAGCUCAGAUUCGCCGGCCGAUCGAGCACCUGAGCGAGUCAGCGGCGGAUCGGAUCGCGGGAGCGACCGGGGCGGGGUUUGCCCCUCCGGUGAAAGUGGAAUCGUCCAUGCUCACGAGUUUCACGGAGGCGGCGUUCUUCUUGCGAUGCGCCGGGGACUGGGGCCAAGUGGCCCCGAGCGAGUCGCACGACUUGUCGGGGCGCGUGUACUACGGGACAUUGAUCAACCUAGACGAGGCGCACCGCUUCCUCAAGAUGGUCGGCCUCAUCCCCGCGCAGAACACAAAGGGCGGGCAGCGUGCGAAUGGCGGCGACGCCGGGGGCACGCCGGCCGACGCGGCAUCGGAGUUCAAUAAGUUGAUGCAAACAGCCUCACUCGCCGCCCCCGUGCAGCUCGAGGUCCCGCAGGGGUUCAAACGUUGGCAGUGGCCGAAGCUAUUGGAAUGCAUGGUAUCUCCGCUGGGCCUGCCGAGCGAGGCGACCAACCGCGUGCUUGCUCGGGGCGCGUUCCGCCCGGCGCCCGCGCACGAGACCCAGGAAGACCACGUCACGUUCGAGCCAGGCCCCCGUGGAUACUCCUUGCGUCUCGUGGACGGCACGAUCACGAGGCCCCGCUUCAGGAACCGCGGCGGCGUGUUCGAGCCGGAGCUGCGCGCGACGAACCGCGACAUCCCCGUGACGCAGGGCAUGGACGUGAAGAGCAUGGCCAACCGCGUGCUCGAACACUUCAAGGUGAGCCACACGGUAGUGCGGUCAGAGGAGGCCCGGUUGACCUUCAAGGGCUUCCAGAUGGUGUUCGACGUGCAGUGCGCGCUCAUGCGGGAUCAGGGCAAUGAGACUCGCGCGGCCUUGUUGGGAUCUAGCCCUUGGAUGCUCGGCAUGAUCUCGGUGGCGCUGCUCAUUCUGGAGAUCGCGGUUGGCGAGGCGCCGAUGGGUGGAGAGGCCAAGGUGAUGGAGCAUCACGUCGUCCGGGCGUGGGACAUCCUAGAGGUCUUCCACAGCGUUCGCAUCACCCUUGAGGAAGGGCGCGAGAGCCAGGAGGUGGGGGAGGAGAGAGAGAGGGCCGCGCGGGACGCCGCCAGCCGCAGGGCUGCCGGCGCAGUCCGAGUCGGCGCGGUCGGCGACGAGUGGGGCCAGUGGGCCUUGACCCAGGCUCAGCCGCGGCGCGCCCUCCCAGGUUCCGACGUCGGUGGCGGCUCAGCGGGCGGCGGCGUCGAUGGCGAGGGCGACCGCGAGUUCGAGGGGCUGAGCGAUCAAGCCAGCCACGGCGGCGCGUCGGCCGCGGAGGAGGAGGGGCCGCCGCUGGCGAGCGUGGCCAACGACGGCGCGGGAGACGCCGCAAGGGCGCCGGCGGCGGCGGCUGCGGCCGAGGGGGGCGGCGCGGACGCAGACGCCCAUUUCCUGAUGCCAGGCGACCCGGAGGCCCCCUCCAUGGAUGAGGGGCACGGCGAGGACGGCGCCUCGGUGCAGAUGCAGGAGCACGGCGACGCGUUCCUCACCGACAGGGAGAUUAUGAAGAGAACAACUUUGCGAGGAGAACCCAUUGUCUUCUGUUCGGAUGUGCGUGGCUCCAUCCGGAAGACCCUGCCGAGCCAGGAGCCGGGCGCGGUCAUGCAGGCGGGCCUCAGCCAGUAUCACAUUGGCACGUACGACGACGGCUCGAGCGCGGAGGACCAGCCGGGCGCCCCGCGGAUCCACUUGAAGCUGCCGCCGACCGACCGCCGCGACCUCCACCUGCCAUUCCACAACCGCCUGAUGAAGCUGUGCGGCGUUUCCUUGCAGGCGCACACGAGUGCGAUUGGGGCAAAGGAGACCAGGAAGAGGAGAGCUCCGCCUGCCUCCGCCAGCGCUCCGCGAGCCGCGCGGCAGCGGGGGGCCGCGGUGCCCGGCGGGCAGGCGGGGGCCCCGCGCGGCCCGGGCGCGACGGCGGCGGCGGGCGGAGUAGCAGGAGGAAUUGCCGGCGGCGCGGGAGGGGCCGACGCGGCGGCGACGGCCAGCGGCGCAGCGCCGACGCCCGCCGGCGCGGCAGGCCGCGGCGCGGCACCGGCGCGGGCGCGCCCCAGCCGCGCCCCGGGAGAGUGGUAG